Molecule: messenger RNA, 567 nt
Organism: Strongylus vulgaris
Lineage: Eukaryota; Metazoa; Nematoda; Chromadorea; Rhabditida; Strongylidae
Source: the annotation of a GenBank genome assembly
AUGAAACCUCACCGCAUACGCAUGACUCAUAAUUUGCUGCUCAACUACGGUAUAUAUAGGAAAUUGGAAGUUUAUCGUCCUACUCCAGCAACUUUUGAGGAGAUGACAAAGUAUCACUCAGAUGACUACAUGAUGUUUUUGAAAAACAUCCGACCGGAUAACAUUUCUGACUACACUAAGCAGAUGCAGCGUUUCAACGUAGGAGAGGACAACUUCCAGGAUUGCCCCGUUUUUGAUGGGGUUUUCGAGUUCUGUCAGCUGUCUUGUGGAGGCUCUUUAGCCGCUGCAACAAAGCUAAAUCGCAAGCAUGCUGACAUUGCCAUAAAUUGGAUGGGUGGCUUGCACCACGCUAAAAAGAGCGAAGCAAGUGGUUUUUGCUACAGCAACGAUAUCGUGCUGGCUAUCUUGGAGCUUCUAAAGCACCAUCAGCGUGUUCUUUACGUGGACAUUGAUAUUCAUCAUGGAGAUGGCGUAGAGGAAGCUUUCUACACAACUGAUAGAGUCAUGACUGUAUCUUUCCACAAGUAUGGUGAAUAUUUCCCGGGCACUGGCGAUUUGAAAGUGAGU